UGACGAAGCGACGCGGAGAAUAUUUGAUCUGUAAAUUUCUUCACAACCUAUCUAGCUGCGGUUUUCUGUGUUGAAUUAGAAAAGUUAUCAUGUAUGAGAAUGAGGAUGAUCAUUUCGAGGAGGAGGAUCCGGAGGAGAUCUCACACGAGCUGUGGCAGGAAGCGUGUUGGAUCGUGAUUAAUGCGUAUUUUGACGAGAAAGGGCUGGUGCGCCAGCAGCUGGAUAGCUUCGACGAGUUUAUCCAGAUGUCGGUGCAGCGCAUCGUGGAGGACUCUCCGGCUAUCGAACUGACCGCCGAAGCGCAGCACUCAUCGGGCGAAGUGGAAAAUCCGACCCGCUAUUUGCUCAAGUUCGAUCAGAUCUACCUAUCGAAGCCAACGCACUGGGAAAAGGACGGUUCGCCCUCGCCAAUGAUGCCGAACGAAGCCAGGCUCCGCAAUCUAACUUACUCCGCACCGCUGUACGUGGACAUCACCAAAACGAAGCUGGUGGAGGGCCAGGAUCCCGUAGAAACGCAGCACCAAAAAACGUUCAUCGGCAAAAUCCCCAUCAUGUUGCGCUCGACCUAUUGCCUGCUUUCGCAGCUAACCGAUCGCGAUCUGACGGAGCUCAACGAGUGCCCGCUCGAUCCGGGCGGUUACUUUAUCAUCAACGGUUCGGAAAAGGUUUUGAUCGCCCAGGAAAAGAUGGCCACCAACACGGUGUACGUGUUUAGCAUGAAGGACGGCAAGUACGCGUACAAAACAGAGAUCCGUUCGUGUCUCGAGCACAGCUCUCGGCCAACGUCCACCCUGUGGGUGAACAUGAUGGCGCGCGGCGGUCAAAGCAUCAAAAAGUCCGCCAUCGGACAGCGUGUGAUUGCGAUCUUGCCCUACGUGAAGCAGGAGAUACCGAUCAUGAUCGUGUUCCGUGCGCUUGGGUUCGUGGCGGAUCGCGAUAUUCUGGAGCACAUCAUCUACGACUUUGACGAUCCCGAAAUGAUGGAAAUGGUGAAACCAUCGCUCGAUGAAGCGUUUGUGGUGCAGGAGCAAAAUGUGGCGCUCAACUUUAUCGGAGCCCGAGGAGCGCGCCCGGGUGUCACGAAGGACAAGCGUAUCAAGUACGCGAAGGAAAUUUUACAAAAAGAAAUGCUGCCCCACGUUGGCGUGUCGGACUUUUGCGAGACGAAGAAAGCAUACUUCCUCGGCUAUAUGGUGCACCGGUUGCUGCUUGCGGCCCUGGGACGCCGCGAGCUGGACGAUCGUGAUCACUACGGAAACAAGCGAUUGGACCUGGCUGGUCCACUGUUGGCCUUUCUGUUCCGCGGUCUGUUCAAGAACCUGAUGAAAGAGGUACGCAUGUAUGCACAGAAGUUCAUCGAUCGCGGAAAGGACUUUAAUCUGGAGCUGGCAAUCAAGACGAAAAUCAUCACGGACGGUUUGCGCUAUUCGCUCGCUACCGGCAACUGGGGUGAUCAGAAGAAGGCCCAUCAAGCCAGGGCCGGAGUGUCGCAAGUGUUGAACCGUCUAACGUUUGCUUCGACACUCAGCCAUUUGCGGCGUGUCAAUUCCCCGAUCGGUCGUGACGGUAAGCUGGCAAAGCCGCGCCAGCUACACAACACACUGUGGGGCAUGAUCUGUCCCGCCGAAACGCCCGAAGGUGCUGCCGUCGGACUGGUAAAGAAUCUGGCCCUGAUGGCAUACAUUUCCGUCGGUUCGCAGCCUUCCCCAAUCCUUGAGUUUCUCGAGGAGUGGUCCAUGGAGAACCUGGAAGAGAUAGCCCCGUCUGCGAUUGCAGAUGCGACGAAGAUUUUUGUCAACGGCUGUUGGGUCGGCAUUCAUCGUGAUCCCGAGCAGCUGAUGGCUACGCUGCGCAAACUACGCCGUCAAAUGGACAUCAUCGUGUCGGAGGUGUCCAUGAUUCGGGAUAUUCGUGAUCGUGAGAUUCGUAUCUACACCGACGCCGGGCGUAUUUGUCGUCCGUUGCUGAUCGUCGAAAACGGCAGCUUGUUGCUGCGAAAGCACCACAUUGAUAUGCUAAAAGACCGCGACUACAACAACUACGGCUGGCAGGUACUGGUGGCGUCCGGUGUCGUUGAGUAUAUCGACACACUCGAAGAGGAAACGGUCAUGAUCGCGAUGACCCCGUACGACCUGAAGCAGGACAAGGAGUACGCCUACUGUACGACCUACACGCACUGCGAAAUUCACCCGGCCAUGAUUCUGGGUGUGUGUGCCUCGAUCAUUCCGUUCCCGGAUCACAACCAGAGCCCACGUAACACCUACCAGAGUGCCAUGGGCAAGCAAGCGAUGGGCGUUUACAUAACAAACUUCCACGUGCGCAUGGACACACUGGCGCACGUGCUGUACUAUCCGAUGAAACCGCUCGUGACGACGCGGUCCAUGGAGUAUCUUCGAUUCCGAGAGCUACCGGCGGGUAUCAACUCAAUCGUUGCUAUCCUCUGCUAUACCGGCUACAAUCAGGAAGACAGUGUCAUUCUGAACGCGUCCGCCGUCGAGAGGGGCUUCUUCCGGUCGGUGUUCUACCGUUCGUACAAGGACUCGGAAAGCAAACGGAUCGGCGAUCAGGAGGAGCAGUUUGAGAAACCGAACCGUCAGACUUGCCAGGGUAUGCGAAACGCACUGUACGAUAAACUGGACGAGGACGGGAUCAUAGCGCCAGGGCUGCGAGUAUCGGGAGACGACGUGGUCAUUGGAAAGACGAUUACGCUGCCCGAAACGGACGACGAUCUGGACGGUACAACCAAGCGGUACACGAAACGGGAUGGGUCAACUUUCUUGCGCAACUCCGAGACCGGCAUUGUCGAUCAGGUGAUGUUGACGCUGAACAGUGAGGGUUACAAGUUUUGCAAGAUUCGCGUUCGCUCGGUGCGCAUACCUCAGAUUGGUGAUAAGUUUGCGUCGCGCCACGGACAGAAGGGUACGUGUGGGAUCCAGUACCGACAGGAGGAUAUGCCGUUCACGUGCGAAGGCAUCACGCCCGAUAUCAUCAUUAACCCGCACGCUAUUCCGUCGCGUAUGACCAUUGGCCAUCUGAUCGAGUGCAUCCAGGGAAAGUUGGGAUCGAACAAGGGCGAAAUCGGUGACGCAACGCCAUUCAACGACGCGGUGAACGUGCAAAAGAUUUCCACCUUCCUACAGGAGUACGGCUACCACCUGCGAGGCAACGAGGUCAUGUACAACGGGCACACGGGCCGAAAGAUUAACGCACAAGUAUUUCUGGGCCCGACCUACUACCAACGCUUGAAGCACAUGGUGGACGAUAAGAUUCACUCCCGGGCUCGAGGACCCGUCCAGAUUCUCGUGCGCCAGCCAAUGGAAGGACGUGCGCGAGAUGGAGGCUUGCGUUUCGGUGAGAUGGAGCGUGAUUGUCAAAUCUCGCACGGAGCGGCACAGUUCCUACGCGAACGCUUGUUCGAGGUGUCCGAUCCUUACCGGAUUCACGUGUGCAACUUUUGCGGUUUGAUAGCAAUCGCCAACCUGCGCAACAACACCUUCGAGUGUAAAGGCUGCAAAAACAAAACACAGAUAUCCCAGGUAAAGCUACCGUACGCAGCGAAGCUACUAUUCCAGGAACUAAUGGCAAUGAACAUUGCUCCCCGGCUGAUGGUGCUGUAGGGAUCUAUUAACUGUAACUUUUAAGUGUAUCUAACUCUGAAU
Anopheles cruzii is the source of this 3659-nucleotide messenger RNA. RefSeq names its product DNA-directed RNA polymerase II subunit RPB2 (gene RpII140). Bases 90 to 3617 code for a protein of 1175 amino acids. Gene Ontology annotation, cellular component: RNA polymerase II, core complex. Gene Ontology annotation, biological process: DNA-templated transcription. Gene Ontology annotation, molecular function: ribonucleoside binding; DNA-directed RNA polymerase activity; DNA binding. NCBI's taxonomy places the organism in Eukaryota, Metazoa, Arthropoda, Insecta, Diptera, Culicidae. The record is from RefSeq and is a predicted model, not a curated record. The transcript is spliced from 3 exons.